Oryza sativa Japonica Group (Japanese rice) is the source of this 3217-nucleotide messenger RNA. RefSeq names its product disease resistance protein PIK6-NP. NCBI's taxonomy places the organism in Eukaryota, Viridiplantae, Streptophyta, Magnoliopsida, Poales, Poaceae. The record is from RefSeq and is a predicted model, not a curated record. Gene Ontology annotation, molecular function: ADP binding. Gene Ontology annotation, biological process: defense response to other organism.
AGCUCAUGGGGCUCUUUCACUGUCAUGCGGAUCUAUAGGUGUUUCAUUGUCAUUGAUGACAUGUGGGAUAAGAAAUCAUGGGGGUUGAUCAGAUGUGCUCUACAAGACAGUAAUCACAGAAGUAGAGUAGUUGUAACUACUCGUGUUUUUGAAGUUGCCACAUAUGUGGGUGAUGUUUACAAAACGCAGCCACUUUCCCGUAAUGACUCUGAAAAGUUAUUGUAUACAAGAAUAGUUCAGGGUGAAGGGAAAUGUCUUGAUAGUUCGUUGGUUGAAGUAUGUGACAAAUUUUUGAAGAAAUGUGGCGGUGUGCCAUUGGCUAUCAUUACAAUAGCUAGUCUAUUGGCCAAUAAACCUCAGGAGGAUUGGUCUGAAGUGUACAGCACUAUUGUCUUGGGGCAUGGAGGCAAUGAUGAUGUGGAAAACACUAGAAGGAUAUUAUCUUUGAGUUACUAUGAUCUGCCUUUGCAUCUGAAGCCUUGCUUACUGUAUCUAAGCAUAUUUCCAGAAGAUUAUUAUAUUGAGAAAAAUUUGUUGAUAUGGAAGUGGAUAGCUGAGGGUUUCGUACAUGAGAAACAAGCACCUGGUGUAGGGUUAUUUGAACUCGGGGAGGGAUACUUCAAUGAGCUCAUAAACAGAAGCAUGAUCCAGCCAGUGGAGGCUGAAGACAAAGGGUAUGUAGAUGGUUGCCGUGUUCAUGAUAUGGUGCUUGAUAUGAUCUGUUUAUUGUCAUUUGAAGAAAACUUUGUCACUGUGUUGGACGGCAGUGAGAAACAGGAAUCUCCAAGGAUCAAGACUCGCAGGUUAGCCCUGCAGCAUAGGAAUUUUGAAGAGAACAGACAUCAGUUGGGUAAUGUGGGGGUGGACCAACUGAGGUCCUUUGUUGUGAGUGAAUGCGAUGGUAUUACUGUGGAAUCUCCAAGCUUUCAUGUCUUACGUGUAUUAGCUCUAGAAAAUCAUUUUUCUCGGAACUAUUACUGUAAACAUAUUUUGCAGCACCUUGGAAAUUUACAUCACCUUAGGUACCUUGGGCUACAAAAUGUUCGAACCAGCGAACUCCCGGAUGAAGUAGGAGAUUUAAAAUUUUUACAGGUACUGGAUCUAUCGGGGACUGGAAUUCAAGAGUUGCCAGAGUCAGUGGGCUUGCUGACAAAACUGUUGUCCCUACGAGCUAAUGAGGGUACAAGGGUGUCGGCUGGUUCGAUCGUGAAGUUGACAUCCCUGCAGGAAAUGUGGAUAUGUCCCGCUGAUAUAAGUCAGUUUGUGAAGGUGCUAGGCAAGCUGAGAGAACUAAGGGUGCUUCAUACUAGCCUUUUUACUCAUGGACAGGAUGAGAGAACAGAUAGAGAUUUGCUGGAGUCCCUACAAAAUCUACACAAGAUCCAUACUAUUGACAUUGGGGGCUCAUCAAGAAUGAAGAGUGUCAUGUGGGAAGCAGGAUUCACUUCCCCUCGACGCCUCCGACACCUGCGAUUGCGAUCCUUGGUGUUCUAUAGAAUGCCUGUGGGGAUUAACCCGUUACUUCUUCCAAACCUCUGCUAUCUAGAUUUGCAAGUGCAGAUCGUGAAGGAACAGGACAUGGAAACUCUUGGGAGGUUGCCAGAGCUCCGCCACCUAAAACUGUGUUCGUGUAAAACCCAUGUGGUCAGCGUUGAGAAGGCUGCUGGUGACGGCUACUUUCGGAAGUUGAGAUAUUUCAGCACACCCUGUUCAUUUCUCCGGUUUGAUCUACAUGGUGUCAUUUGCAGCACAAAGACUAUCAUGCCAAGGCUUGAAUCCCUCGAGUUUUUUGUCCGUGUGCUGUUCCUAAGAGAUGCCAACCUACUUGGUUUUGACAAGCUGCUUGGCUUUGGGAACCAUGGAAGAACUUCACUAAGAAGAGUUGAAGCUACCAUGGCAUGUUCGGGUGCCCGUGUCACGGAGGUGGAGGAAGCGGAGGCAGCGCUGGCACAAGUGGCUGCUGUCCAUCCCAACCGCCCUACCCUUAAAACCACAAGACUGGGUGACAGUAAGAUACAUUCACCUUACAAAGAGGUACGUGCACACACAUCUAUCGAUUGGAAUUUGUGGUUUCAACAAUUUAUUUGUUCUCUUAAUUCACCUAUUCUUUCCUUCUUUUCCAUUCCUGCGAUUAAUUAUAAGCCUUGAUCAGGGUCUGAGCUGCCAGCUAGCCACACGAUGUGGCAUUCUUCUCUUGUUUAGUUCCUUUAUUCUUAGUAUGUGCCAUGGUUUAGCUUUUCAAUAAUGGAAUUCAAUUCAUCCUCUACAGUCUACAUUGAAGAUGUAUCCAGCCGAUCGAGAAAAUUCCUUACAUGCAUCUAAAAUUUCAGUCAAUCCAUUUCAUACCCGCGAAUUCUACUCAAUCCCUUCUAAGACCCCAAAUUUUGGUUUUGGUCCCAUAAAUACUCAUUCCAUUAAUUGACAGGCAAUUGACCAUUUAGUAGUUAUGGAAAGGUCCAUUUUACCUUAGAGCAUUGAAUGGAUGUUGGGAUUUGUGGUGUGUUAGGUUGGCAGUAUAAGUUGUCGUGCAAGGUUCACACUAAAUUCAUAACUUGUUGUAUGGGAUCAUGAUAUAUUUUAAUUCCGUCCAACUCUUGUGCUUGGGCAUAGAAGGAGUUUUCUCCAAUUUAUUACGGAAUUACACAAUUCAUAGUUUAUCUUACUUACUUGUCCAUUCAAUUCUUAUUUUGCCGUACUCAGCCUACAAGUGUCAAUCCUAAAGUUGUUUUCCAAAAUGUCAAUGUGCGGGAGAUGAAGGAUGACGACGGUUACUUUGACUUCCAUUGGUUGCUGCGUAACCCAUGGGUCAAGAAAUUCGGUGUCUCCAUCUUCUGUGAGGAUCUACGCUUCAGGAGGUGGAGAAAGCAGAGGCGGCUGCGAGGUGCGCAGUCGACAAUCAUCCCAACUCUCCCACACUUGACAUGAUGAGAUAUGAUGAAGAUAAGAUGGUGUUGUCUGACCAACAUCAAGAGGUAAAUCGCCUCUGUGAUCUCUACUGGAUUAAAAGAGUUAAUCCCCCAUUGUUGUACUUGUUACAAGUAGUUAUGAAGCUAGUUGACUUGGUUACCAAGUUUUUAGUCUCCAAUCCUAUCCCUUAUUACUAGUAGCUAACAAUAUAAAUUCUUCUCCAUUUGAUUCCUAUUUAUGGAGGUACUUAGCAAGCAUGCAUGCUGUGCUGCUAUGGUGAUUUCAACCUUCCAUCUAUUGUACUACUAAA